Aspergillus fischeri NRRL 181 is the source of this 186-nucleotide messenger RNA. RefSeq lists its product as uncharacterized. The record is from RefSeq and is a predicted model, not a curated record. The coding region runs from base 1 to 186 and encodes 61 amino acids. Lineage: Eukaryota; Fungi; Ascomycota; Eurotiomycetes; Eurotiales; Aspergillaceae. The transcript is spliced from 2 exons.
AUGCACAGGAUCGGAUUGGUCGUGAAUAGCUGGACCUUCGUCGCCCUUCUGCCCCUCGAGGGCGAAUCAGCCCGCGAGGUAAUCAGAGGAAGCGACACCUGCGACUCCCCAGCUAACACAAACGCCAACAUCACAGGGUCAGGUGGCUAUAGCAGUUCACUCGACCUCUGCUAUGCAUCGAACUGA